ACCAUAAAAAAAAAGUAGAAGAAGAAGCGAAAGCCUAAAUAAACAAGGCAGAAAGAUAUGCAGACCAACAAAAAACACCUUUGGACAUAGCAAAAGAAAUUAGAAGAACCGGGAAAAUUGUUCCCUGAUGAAGGAUGUUAUCUGCUGGGUUGGGUCCAACUGAAAGCAGCAAUAUGGACCCAAAGAUUUCCCUUUCAGAGGUACAAACUCUGAUUGAACAGGAGGUUCAAAAAGCAUUGGCCGACAAAGACAGAGAGGUUGAGAGUGUUAUACAACACCUUCAAGACACAUAUGAAGAAACCAGCUUUGAAAUGUCGAUUCAGAGACUAGAGAAUCGAAUCAAUGCAGUAGCCAGGAGAGCAGAGGUGGCCCUCUCCUACAUAGCAAAAAAUCAAAAACAGAGUCCUCCAUCUUCCACAGAUAAUACCAACAUCCUCAGUGAAAGCCCACAGCAUGACCAUGUUAAAGCUACGCCAGAGAAUAGAAAGGGACCAACCUAUAAAACAACAAGUGGAACUAUUAUCAAAAUGAUGCAAACGGCAAGAAAUGCACUGAAGAGGUUCCAUGCUGACAAUGAAGGGUUGACCACUGUCUUGAAGGAUUCAGAUUUUGAGCGUACUCCACCUGUUCUAACUCCAAUGAAGCCUCUUAAACCUAGGGUAAAAAAUGAACCAUGGGGUCUGGGCCUGAGUAAUGUAGGUACGUUUUUUUUGUUUUUUGUCAGAAACAUUUCAACAGACCAAACUGUUAGUACUGCUUGAAUAUAUUGUUUGACCUUCAGACAAACCCACUCCUGCCAGAUAAAUACUUGGUUCUUCUGACAUCCACAUUGUUGUUGACCUGUUU
This is a messenger RNA of Cyprinodon variegatus (sheepshead minnow), 846 nucleotides long. RefSeq lists its product as uncharacterized. Lineage: Eukaryota; Metazoa; Chordata; Actinopteri; Cyprinodontiformes; Cyprinodontidae. Bases 135 to 761 code for a protein of 208 amino acids. The transcript is spliced from 10 exons. The record is from RefSeq and is a predicted model, not a curated record.